AUGGCGCAGAAAGUGGCGCAGGGUAUUGCUGAGAAACGAAAAGGAAGAAGGGGUCCAGGUAGUGUUAUUGGAUCUAGCGCUGCUGGUUGCAUUUGCGCUUUCCUUGCUAUUUUUGGUGUUGGGGGAGAGGCAUUUUCUCGGCUUUGGACUCUCGGGUUUGUUGCCAGUUUCUGUACCAAGCUGAGUGACACGGUCUCAAGCGAGAUCGGGAAGGCAUAUGGAAAAACAACGUAUCUAGUUACAACAUUCAAGAUAGUUCCAAGAGGCACAGAAGGGGCUGUUAGUGUUGAAGGAACCUUGGCUGGAAUUUUAGCAUCCAUAGUUCUUGCAUUUGUCGGUUUUCUCAUGGGUGAGGUUAGUUCACAUGAAGCAAUUAUAUGUGUAGUAGCUGCUCAAAUUGCUAAUCUUGGCGAGAGCGUAAUUGGUGCUGCACUUCAAGAGAAGGAAGGAUUUAAAUGGCUGAACAAUGAUGCAGUCAAUGUCAUCAACAUAUUAAUGGGUAGCAUCAUAGCAGUCUUCAUGCAGCAAGCGCUCCAGAUUUGGUGUUCCUAA
This is a messenger RNA of Sphenostylis stenocarpa, 552 nucleotides long. The record is from the annotation of a GenBank genome assembly. NCBI's taxonomy places the organism in Eukaryota, Viridiplantae, Streptophyta, Magnoliopsida, Fabales, Fabaceae.